GUUUUAGGUGUCUUUAUUUCAUCUCUUUUCUGACGCACGCUUAAAAUACGAGAUCAUUUAGUCCAUUUUGUGAAACAGCUCCAACCGGGAUAGUUUGUUCUUAAUAUAAAAGGAAAUUCUUGUUUUUACCGCAGGCGUACCAGUCGCUACUCUUGUCCAUGCAAGUGGUGCUUCCGUAAAGACCAUUGAAGAGCCAAAGUGCGACACCAAUUCAGGUCCACUUACAUAUCAAACCAAGAACAAAUAUGCUUAACCAAUCCGUGUUAAAUUCUGGAUGGGAACCUUUGGCCGAAGUGGAGCAGACCCUCGGAUGGCUCGAUUUCGGAGUUUUUUCAGCCAUGCUGGGAAUUUCGGCGAUUAUUGGCUGCUACUUUGGCUUUUUCUCAGGACGGGAAAACACAGCCAAGGAAUAUCUCAUGGGAGGAAAAAGUAUGGGAAUUGGUCCUGUUUCUCUUUCGCUCAUUGCCAGUCAUAUUUCUGGAAUAACGGUGCUGGGGGUGCCUGCUGAAAUAUACAGGUACGGGAUGCAGUACUGGGCAGUCAUCAUUUCCGGAUUUAUGGUCAGCUAUACCGUGGCCGCGGUAUACGUUCCGGUUUUCAUCAAACUCCAACUCACUUCUUCCUACCAAUAUCUCGAAUUGAGGUUUGACAACAACGUCAAAAGAAUGGCGUCGGUUUUGUUUGUGAUCUCACAAAUGCUAUAUAUUCCUAUUGUGGUUUACGUCCCAGCUCUUGCAUUUAGCCAAGUAACUGGGAUCAACGUUCAUCUCGUCACUCCAAUCACGUGCGCCGUUUGCAUCUUUUACACAACCUUGGGAGGAUUAAAAGCCGUGGUUUGGACUGACACUCUUCAGACAAUUCUGAUGUUUGCCUCAAUGGUGGCCGUUAUGGUUCUGGGCGCAGACAAAAUCGGCGGAUGGGGUGAAGUUUGGAAACGGAACGAGGAAGGCGGCCGUCUUGAGUUUUUCAAUAUGGAUCCAGAUCCGUUGAAGAGACACACUUUCUGGACAGUGCUGUGGGGAACCUACUUUGGCUGGCUGUCACAGUGUGGGGUCGGACAAGGCAUGGUCCAGAGAUAUCUCUCUGUUCCAAAUCUAAAAUCAGCUAAAUGGACUAUUUUCUGGUUCAGCAUUGGGCUGGGUUUAAGCAAAGUGUUAAGCAGCGCUACUGGAAUGCUGAUUUACGCCUCGUACCAAAGCUGCGAUCCUCUCAGCUCGGGGAGAGUGAAGAGACCAGAUCAACUAUUGCCAAUGUACGUUUUGGACGUGGCCGGUCAUAUUCCGGGAUUCACUGGACUUUUUGUCGCUGGAGUUUUCAGCGCCGCUUUGAGUUCAAUGUCAACGGGGUUGAAUGCUCUAUCUGGAGUGAUAGUGGAUGAUUUGCUGGCCGACGUGCUUCCGACCAAAAUUGUCAGCAAAGGGGUGCUGCUCCGACUGGCGGCCGCUUUAAUGGGCGCUGUUUGCGUUGGACUCGUUUUUGUGGUCGAGCAUCUUGGAGGAGUUUUGCAAGCAGCACUGAGUCUGGGUGGAAUUACUUCCGGCACCCUCCUCGGCCUAUUCACCCUUGGAAUGUUUGUCCCGCGCGCCUCUAGCAGAGGCGCCCUUGUUGGCUCCUGUGUUUCCCUUCUGCUUGUGAGUUUUGUAGUUUUCGGGGCCCAAAAUCACUUGGCCAACGGCACAAUGAAACAUCGCACACUUCCAUUUUCCGUGCACGAGUGUUCGGCCAACUUCACAGUCUCCGACCCUGAGUGGCCGGACAAUGAUGCAGUGUGGCCCAUUUUCCGCCUUUCGUACAUGUACUUCGGACUCUUGGGUUCGCUCAUUGUGCUUCUGGUCGGGAUUCCCGUCAGCUACAUGGACACCAGCAAGAGGAAAUCGCUGCACAAAGAUCUCUUCUGUCCGCUAGUUCACCGAUGGUUACCAGAUCAAAUGGACCAGAGGCACCCGACUGAAGUCAAAUUGCUGUACGAACUUGAAACGUAAACAAUAUUUUCAAGAGAAUUAUUUAAUAAUAAAACUUUAUUUGUAUGGGGAUUAUAGAUAAUAAAAUUUUAA
Molecule: messenger RNA, 2054 nt
Organism: Neocloeon triangulifer
Lineage: Eukaryota; Metazoa; Arthropoda; Insecta; Ephemeroptera; Baetidae
Product: sodium-coupled monocarboxylate transporter 1-like
Exons: 15
Coding region: 246-1982 (578 amino acids)
Biological process (GO): sodium ion transport; transmembrane transport
Cellular component (GO): membrane
Molecular function (GO): symporter activity
Source: RefSeq, a predicted model, not a curated record